Molecule: messenger RNA, 1254 nt
Organism: Fukomys damarensis (Damara mole-rat)
Lineage: Eukaryota; Metazoa; Chordata; Mammalia; Rodentia; Bathyergidae
Product: keratin-associated protein 10-4-like
Exons: 2
Coding region: 360-920 (186 amino acids)
Cellular component (GO): keratin filament
Source: RefSeq, a predicted model, not a curated record
GGAGUUUUCCAUCGUUGUGACCCUGAAGGUUCCCAGCCUUCCGCCCAAGCCACAGGAAUCAAGAGCACCUGGGACUCAGCUCACGGCACCAGCAAGAGGAGGGACGGUAACAAGGAAGGGGACGGCAACAAGGAGAGGGACAAAAACAUGGAGAGGGACAAAAACAUGGAGAGGGGACGGCAACAAGGAAGGGGACGGCAACAAGGAAAUGGGACGGCAACAAGGAGGAGGAAGGCCGCUGGAGCCUUGAGCAGGAACAGCACAGCCUGGCCUCAUAUAAAAGCCCAUCACCCAGAGCACCUCACACACUCACACCCACUCACACUCACACUCACACUCACUCCCAGCGCAACCCCGCCAUGGCCGCCUCCACCAUGUCCGUCUGCUCUGAGCCCUGGCAGGUGGACGACUGCCCAGAGAGCUGCUGCGAGCCCCCCUGCUGCGCCCCCAGCUGCUGCCAGCCCAGCUGCUGCACCCCGGCCCCCUGCCUGAGCCUCAUCUGCACCCCAGUGAGCUGUGAGUCCAGCCCGAGCUGCCAGCCGGCUUGCUGCUCCUCCUCCUGCCAGCCGUCCUGCUGUGAGUCUGUCUGCUGCAAGCCUGUGUGCUGCACACCCGUCUGCUGCAAGCCUGUGUGCUGCACACCCGUCUGCUGCAAGCCUGUCUGCUGCAAGCCUGUCUGCUGCACACCUGUCUGUUGUAAGCCUGUCUGCUGCAAGCCUGUCUGCUGCAUCCCCGUCUGCUCCGGGGACUCCUCCUCCUCCUGCUGCCAGCAGUCUGACUGCCAGCCGGCUUGCUGCUCCUGCUCCCCAUGCCAGCCGACCUGCUGUGUGCCCAUCUGCUGCAAGCCCAUCUGCACGCCCUCCUCCUCCUCCUCCGUGUCCCUGCUCUGCCGCCCUGCCUGCCCCAGCCCAGCCUGCUGAGGCCUCUCCCUGGCCAGAAGUCCUGCUGCCAGCAGGCUCAGGUCACCCCCAGGGCAGGCCUCUCACUGUCCCCCUUAGCCUGGUCCUGACCUGGAUUAGCAGGCUGUUCCCCUCCCUGAGGACAGGUCCCCCCAUGUACACAGUGCUGGCCUGACCUCUCCUCCAGGGUCCUCUGCUCCGUCAGCGCCCUGGGCCUCAGCCUGUCAGCACCUCUCAGGAUCAAUAAACUCUCCCUGACCUGAUCCUCUGCCUCUUGUGCUCGUGGGGACAGUCUGAGCAGAUCUGGGUGUCCUCCACCUUUGGACAUUCCUAGCAGCAGUCACUUAGGCCAGAA